AUGCGUCUGAUUGUGCGGCAGGAUUAUGAGGAAGUCUCUGCUUAUGCAGCCUAUUAUGUAAAAGAGCGUAUCAACCAAUUUCAGCCUACCAAGCAGCGACCGUUUGUCCUGGGUCUCCCCACCGGUUCAUCGCCCAUUGGUGUCUACCAUAAACUGGUCGAAUUUUAUAAUGCAGGCGAAGUUAGUUUUGAACACGUCGUCACCUUUAACAUGGACGAAUACGUCGGUUUACCAAGGGAUCAUCCACAAUCGUAUCGUGCAUUCAUGUGGAAGCAUCUCUUCCAGCAUGUCAACAUCAAAAAGGAAAACGUACACAUUUUAGACGGCAAUGCUGAGAAUUUGGACGAAGAGUGUCGCAAAUUUGAAGCUGAAAUAGCCAAGUCAGGUGGUAUUGAGCUAUUUCUUGGAGGAAUUGGGCCGGAUGGUCACAUCGCAUUCAAUGAACCUGGAUCCUCAUUGACUUCGCGUACACGCGUAAAAACAUUGGCUUACGAAACCAUCAUCGCCAAUGCUCGAUUUUUUGGAGGCGAUGUCACACGAGUACCCAAACUGGCGCUGACGGUUGGCGUAGCAACGGUGAUGGAUGCUCGGGAAGUGGUGUUAGUCAUUACCGGUGCACACAAGAGUCUGGCACUCGCAAAAUGCAUUGAAGAAGGCGUCAACCACAUGUGGACUGUAUCAGCGAUACAGAUGCACCCUAAAGGAUUAAUUGUAUGUGAUGAAGAUGCGACAUUAGAACUCCAUGUCAAGACGGUGAAAUACUUUAAAUCCAUUGAACACGUUCAUCACUCUAUUAUUGGACCUCACAAUUUAGGUUUACAAGGCAAUUUAUUAAGGAACAUGGUGGAUACAAAUCAGGCGGCCAAACGUCGUCGACGACUCAUGUUACAAAGUCUGUUAAACAACGACGAUGAUGAGGAUAAAGAUGAUCAACAAAUAAGUUCAUCAGAAUCAUCCGAUGAAGGCCCUAAUAAGCGUCGGAGAAGCUGA
Radiomyces spectabilis is the source of this 990-nucleotide messenger RNA. Its product is annotated as glucosamine-6-phosphate isomerase 1. The transcript has 6 exons. The coding region runs from base 1 to 990 and encodes 329 amino acids. Gene Ontology annotation, biological process: carbohydrate metabolic process; N-acetylglucosamine catabolic process; D-glucosamine catabolic process. Lineage: Eukaryota; Fungi; Mucoromycota; Mucoromycetes; Mucorales; Radiomycetaceae. The record is from RefSeq and is a predicted model, not a curated record. Gene Ontology annotation, molecular function: identical protein binding; glucosamine-6-phosphate deaminase activity. Gene Ontology annotation, cellular component: cytoplasm.